Molecule: messenger RNA, 1442 nt
Organism: Asterias rubens (European starfish)
Lineage: Eukaryota; Metazoa; Echinodermata; Asteroidea; Forcipulatida; Asteriidae
Product: matrix metalloproteinase-9-like
Exons: 4
Coding region: 25-822 (265 amino acids)
Biological process (GO): collagen catabolic process; proteolysis; extracellular matrix organization
Cellular component (GO): extracellular matrix
Molecular function (GO): zinc ion binding; metalloendopeptidase activity
Source: RefSeq, a predicted model, not a curated record
UCCUGCUUCGAGUUUGUUUCCACGAUGUCUGGGUCCACAUGGUUUGCAGUUUGGGUUGUUUGUUGUGCAACACUCAUCACGGGUCUUCCUACCGUCACUGAUGAUACCAACGAAUUCGCAUUGAAUUGGUUGCGAUUCUAUGGCUACCUGUACUCAUCCGAAGCAGAUGAUGAGUUGAGCAUUGCUGAUGUUAGUGCUGCUAUACGACGCAUGCAGGCGUUUGCCAGCCUACCCGAGACCGGUGUAGUAGAUUCUGCUACCCUCGAGGUCAUGAACAUGCCAAGAUGCGGCGUACCUGAUUUUGAGCCAGAUGAAGACGGUCAAUUCAAGCGGUAUACGACUGGAUCAAAGUGGCCUAGAACGGCACUCACAUACAAAUUUGAGAGUUACACCAGGGAUUUGUCAGUAGGCAACAUCAAGUCAACUGUAGCCGCUUCGUUCAAACAAUGGAGUGAUGUCUGCCCCCUUACCUUCACAUUGGUAACUGGAACCGCAGACAUUAUCAUCAAAUUUGUAGAGGGUUGGCAUGGUGAUGGCAACGCGUUUGAUGGAAUGAGCGGCAUCCUAGCUCAUGCAUUCUACCCUGCUAGCGGCUUUGGUGGUGAUUUGCAUUACGAUGACGCAGAGACAUUCAGAAUGCACAGCACCAAUUCAAAUGACAUUGAUCUCCUGUAUGUAACUGUGCAUGAGAUUGGUCACAGCAUUGGCAUAGGCCACAGUAGCGUGUCUGGAGCCAUAAUGUACCCAACCUACGCCAAGGUGGCAACAGUCAAACUCCAUAGUGAUGACAUUAACGCAGCCCGAGCUCAGUAUGGCAAGUAAAUGCUACCCAUCGAUCCAGAAUCACUUCUUAAGCCAUACGUUGUUGAAUACUUUAAUUGUCAGUGAUAAACUUAAAUGACUUUUCAUCUUUUAAAUCAGCUUUGUAUUUUCUUGAACAAUCAUAUCAACACGCUGGGGUAAUGAUCGCUGCUAGUUACGCAAUCUUACAGAAUCAUGGCGUCUGUAAAGAGACAAUACAAAUCCACUCAAUUAGAAAAUGUGUAAGAUACCACUCAGUAAAACUAUAUUUCCAUUGAUAUGAGUCGAUUGAUUAGGCUUUGGUUUAACAGCAAUGCACUAGACGCUAUAUUAUUAAUUUAUUAUUUUCCCCGCUGAUAUACUGGGCUAAUUUGAUAUAAUAAUGGUAAGAACGCUGAGCUCAGUAUUUAAGUAUAGAUUUUUGGACACUCCUGUUUUCUACAGAACAAGCUAUUUUGUUUCAAUCAUACCUUUACGUCCUUGUGAGAACCAUUGGUGGGAACACACGUUUUCACAACGUACUAAUAUGCGAGCAACUCUUGUACGGACGGUCACUUUGUUUGCCUUCAUGCUACUCUCACACUGAGGCGAAUAUUCUUGCGAAAAUGUAUAUUUGAAAUUCGCGAUGAAUUCGCCCAAAA